AACAGAGACCAAAUCCCACACGCUUCUUCAUUUCAUAGCCGUACUGUCCUAUCCAUAUAUAGACCAUACCAUUCGUUCUUCCUCUCCCAAAAUUACACACGCACUUUCACACUCGUCACCACCUCAAUAUACAUAGGCAAAACAGAGUAGCAUGAGAAGUGUAGAUCCUAAGGUUAAGAAAGGAGUGUCUGUAACAGAGCACAAAGAAAACGAUUCAACAAGCAUCAGAAAAGGUCCAUGGACGUUAGAUGAGGACACCAUUCUCAUCAAUUACAUUACCACCCACGGUGAAGGUCACUGGAAUUCGCUGGCACGUGCUGCAGGUUUGAGGAGAAAUGGGAAAAGUUGCAGAUUGAGGUGGCUAAACUACUUGCGCCCUGAUGUUCGGCGUGGAAACAUCACACUCCAAGAGCAGAUAUUGAUCCUUGAACUCCAUUCUCAGUGGGGUAACAGGUGGUCAAAGAUUGCUCAGCAUCUACCAGGAAGAACAGACAACGAAAUCAAGAACUAUUGGAGAACGAGGGUGAUAAAGCAAGCAAAGCAGCUAAAGUGCGAUGUCAACAGCAAACAAUUCAGAGACACCUUGCGUCACGUGUGGAUGCCACGCUUGCUGGAGCGAGUUCAGACAAACAGAACAGAGUGUGUAAAACAGAGCAACUCCCUCUCCUCCGGUUCAAGUGGAGCAUACUCAGACUCAUCGUCACUGGAGCUCCAUGUUGGUUCAAAUUCAGACCCUGAACUGUUGGGUCGUGAUGUCUCGGUGGAUUUAAGGCCAUGUUUCAAUGACCAGAUGUUAGAACAGGGGAAGGGUGGUGGUGACUCGUUAGAGAAUUUGUGGAAUGAUGAGAGUAUGUGGUUUAAUUUGCAGCAAUUUUCUGAUGGCAUGGAAUCAACAUACAGUUAAUUUCCUUGCGUGACGCACUGGAUUUAAUAGUAAUAGGUAUAGGUAUAUUGCAUUAGGGAUGAUCUUUUUCCUAAAGAAUGAUCAUGAUGAUUUUUCCUACAAGCAAGUGCACGCUCUAGCAAUGAAUGAUGUGAUUAGUUUUUCUUUUUUCUUUUUUUGGUAUUUUCCUGUGGGAAUUACUAGUUUUAGCGAUGCGAGAGUUGGGUUGCUUCUACGCUUGUUAAAUAGAGUUUGUGGAGAGCAAGCAAUGUGUUUCAUACUUCAAACCUCAAAAGGAAUGGAAGUUUAGUGCUCCAUCAAUCUCGCAGCUAGAUUAGUUGACUAUCUCAUUUCCAUCGUUUUUUUCUGUCCUAGUAGUAUCUUAACAAUUUCUAAUUGUAAAGCAGCAUGUGAAAUCUUAAAUUGUCAUUCAACA
Lotus japonicus is the source of this 1319-nucleotide messenger RNA. Its product is annotated as transcription factor MYB108-like. Bases 152 to 904 code for a protein of 250 amino acids. Gene Ontology annotation, molecular function: DNA-binding transcription factor activity; sequence-specific DNA binding. Gene Ontology annotation, cellular component: nucleus. Lineage: Eukaryota; Viridiplantae; Streptophyta; Magnoliopsida; Fabales; Fabaceae. The record is from RefSeq and is a predicted model, not a curated record. The transcript has 2 exons. Gene Ontology annotation, biological process: regulation of DNA-templated transcription.